This is a messenger RNA of Triticum dicoccoides, 1614 nucleotides long. Its product is annotated as cytokinin dehydrogenase 7-like. Gene Ontology annotation, molecular function: cytokinin dehydrogenase activity; FAD binding. The record is from RefSeq and is a predicted model, not a curated record. Gene Ontology annotation, biological process: cytokinin metabolic process. NCBI's taxonomy places the organism in Eukaryota, Viridiplantae, Streptophyta, Magnoliopsida, Poales, Poaceae. Bases 1 to 1614 code for a protein of 537 amino acids. The transcript is spliced from 3 exons.
AUGGCAAGAACUCGCCUCGCAGCGUUUCUUAUCGGCAUGGCGAGCUUCUUCUCCAUCGUUGCCGGCCAACUCCGACCAAUGCCUGCGGGUGGCCUUCCCGGUGAUCUCUUUGCCCUAGGAAUCGCCUCUAAAAUCCGCACCGACUGCAACUCAACGGCGAGCGCGUCGUCAGACUUUGGCCGCAUCAUGGAGGCCGCCCCGGAAGCUGUUCUACACCCUGCCACGCCCGCCGACAUCGCCGCGCUCAUCCGGUUCUCCGCGUCCUCGCCGGUGCCAUUCCCCGUGUCAGCGCGCGGGCAGGGCCACUCCGUCCGCGGGCAGUCUCUCGCUCCGGGUGGUGUUGUCGUCGACAUGUGCAUGCUUGGGCGCGGUCACCACCGCAUCAACGUGUCUGCGGACUACGUCGACGCUGGCGGCGAGCAGCUGUGGGUCGACGUCCUCCGCGCGACGCUGAAGCACGGCCUUGCGCCCCGCUCGUGGACGGACUAUCUGCAACUCACCAUCGGCGGCACGCUCUCCAAUGCUGGCAUCGGCGGGCAAGCAUUCCGGCAUGGCCCGCAAAUCGCCAAUGUGCACGAGCUUGACGUGGUUACCGGGACGGGUGAGAUGGUGACAUGCUCACGGGAAUAUCCUAUUUCCCGCUCGUUGCGUCAAACUACCGGCGCUUCGCAAAGGCGAGCGUCCGAGCAGCGACACAACGGGGCGGCCCAUUUAACUGUUCAAACGCCACCGAGGUUGUGUGUUCGAGUCGUAUUGCUGGAGCAUGUGGUUGCGUUCACCAGAGACCAGGAGCUGCUCAUUUCUAAGCAGGCUAGCGAAGCCGGCUUCGACUAUGUCGAAGGCCAAGUCCAGCUUAACCGGACGCUAACUAAGGUCCCCAAGUCAACGCCCUUCUUCUCCGAAGCCGAUAUCAACAAGCUUGCUGGCCUCGCAUCCGAGACUGGCUCCGGUGCGAUUUACUUCUUUGAAGCCGCCAUGUACUAUGAUGAGACAACCGCCCCAUCCGUCGACCAGAAACUAGAGAUGGUGCUAGCUCAGAUGAGCUUUGUGCCCGGGUUCGUGUUCACCAAGGAUGUGACGUACUUCCAGUACCUUGACCGCGUGCGCGUGGAGGAGGCUGUGCUUCGGUCGGCUGGCGUGUGGGAUGUGCCACACCCAUGGCUGAACCUUUUCGUCCCCCGGUCACGCAUUCUCGACUUCAAUGCUGGCGUGCUCAAAGGCAUCCUCGGGGGUGACAACCCAGUCGGGCUCAUCCUCAUGUACCCUAUGAACACGGCCAAAUGGAACUCCCAGAUGACGGCGGUGACGCCACCCACUGGCGGGGACGUAUUCUACACUGUGGGACUUCUUCGGUCGGCUCUAUCUGCCGAUGAACUAGAGCGACUACAGAGGGAGAACCAAUCAGUGCUGCCAUUUUGUGACAAGGAGGGCAUCGAGUGCAAGCAGUAUCUGCCAUACUACACAUCACAAGAUGGAUGGCAGCGACAUUUUGGGGCCAAGUGGAGCAAUAUCGCUCAGCUCAAGGCCAAAUAUGAUCCCCACGCGAUAAUGUCACGGGGGCAGAGAGUUUUCCCCUUGCCAGGUGUGCCAGCGGCAAGCACGGCAACCACAUAG